AUGCAGAACGAACAGCUAAACGAAUUUACUCCAGCAGAGCAUAUUCAUCAGAUUCGCUCAUAUUUCGAUAUCAUAGACAAUGCAGUUCAAAUUGGUGACACUAAUAGAAAAUAUUCUGACGCAAAGAUUCCAUCACAACCUGGAACUGCUAAAGAUAACACAUGGGUAACAUUCAAUCUCUCACCUCCUGGUGAAAAUAUGUUGGACCUUUACAAUACAUUCAUUACGUAUAAAAUGGAAGGUCAAUUUAUUGUAGAUAAAGAAAUUGGUUCAGGUUCCAAUAAAACAAACCCACCAGGAUUUUGGAUUGGUUUCGAUGACGCUUUCUAUGCAGUUGCUGGAUAUCAAAUCCUUGCAAAUGGUCGUAUCGUAUAUUCUCAAGACAACGCAAGAGAAGAAGCAUAUAUAACUUCAAACUCACAAACUACCGAACAAAUAAAGAAAGUAGAUGUUUUCUCAAAGACUCGACAUGAAGAUGUAUGGAGUCAUUCGGGAACAUGCAGAACAGGACAAAUUGUUAGUGGUCCAAUUACAGCAGGAAAAUCAUUUGAUUUUAAGCUUCGUUUAAGAAUUCCUGUUAGAAGAUUCCUUCCAUUAGAAGCUAUUCGAUUUAUUCCAGCUUUUGCAGGAAACAUUCAGCUUAAAGUAAAGUUCAGUAGCGACGCCUUACAAUGCACAUCUAUAUCUGUAAAUGAUAUCAUUGCUUUCAAUCCAACUCUUAAAGUUGCAUUUGCUUCAGAUUCAAAUCCACCGACAAAUAAAUUUGUUCCAUGGAAUGAACCAUUCACUAUGAUAACGAAGGCAGUAGAAGCUAGUGGAACAGUUACUAUUACAACUGUAACCCAGCAACUAUUUCGAACAAAGAUGGAUUUUAAUGAAUGUUUCAUUCAUCCAAAGUCAUUCUCUUUAGACCCUAA
Molecule: messenger RNA, 917 nt
Organism: Trichomonas vaginalis G3
Lineage: Eukaryota; Parabasalia; Trichomonadida; Trichomonadidae
Exons: 1
Source: RefSeq, a predicted model, not a curated record